Messenger RNA from Fragaria vesca subsp. vesca, 1448 nucleotides. RefSeq names its product E3 ubiquitin-protein ligase MIB1-like. Gene Ontology annotation, molecular function: protein binding. The coding region runs from base 125 to 1195 and encodes 356 amino acids. Lineage: Eukaryota; Viridiplantae; Streptophyta; Magnoliopsida; Rosales; Rosaceae. The record is from RefSeq and is a predicted model, not a curated record. The transcript has 4 exons.
UUUUUUUAGUAUGCACGAUUACAUCUGGUUACAAUACUUGUGUAUCUAUAAAUCUGAAGUUUUGCCUAUUGCCUAAUGUCUGUGCAAAUAUUGGUAUCUUCAAGCAGCAGCAUUUCUGAGAUUGAUGAUGGCUACCAUGGAAAGUAUUCAAGUUGGCUCGAAUGCACUUAUUCUGGAAGUUCUUAACCGCACUAACUAUGAAAAUUGGAGACCGCGGGUGAAAACGUAUUUGUUAGCUGAAGAUCUCUGGGAGGUUCUAGAAGCAAUUGGGGAACCUCCAAAACUCGAAGAUGACCAAGCUGAUUAUAAGGCUUGGACCAAAAAGAAUGCGAAGGCUUUGUAUGCAAUUCAAAAUUCAUGCGGGAGGGAGCUGUUUUAUUUUAUAAGAGAAAUAGAAACAGCCAAAAAUGCUUGGGAGGUUUUGGAACAAAAGUGCCAGGUUGUGCAAGAAUACGAUGAGAACAAUGCUGACCACUUGGUGCGCUAUAAAUCGUUCAUCGGAUAUGUUUACGGUGGUGAUUGGAAUAAGGCAAAGAAGUGUCUCGGAGAUGUUGAUGUUCGCAGCAUAGCUACAGCGAUGGAUACAACAGAUGACCUUGGAGACAUAGCUCUUCAUGUAGCAGCCAGGGAAGAGCACAUCCAUAUUGUGAAAGAGUUGGUGCAUUUGAUGACACAAGAAGAUUUGAAAUCGAAAAACGCUGAAGGUGACACAGCUCUUCACCUAGCAACAUGGAAGGAGCAUGUGCACAUUGUGAAAGAAUUGGGGCCAGUGAUGGGGGAAGUGAAAGACAAUGAUGGUGACACAGCUCUUCACAUAGCAGUCCACUUAGGGAAGGUGGAUGUUGUGAAAGAGUUAGUGUUGUUGAUGAGACAAGAAGACUUGAAAAUAGAAAACGAUGAUGGCUUCACAGCUUUUCACCUAGCAGUGAAUAAGGGGAAUAUGCCUAUGGUCAAAGAAUUCGUGAAAAAUGAAAAAGGUGAGAAUAAUAUUGACAAGGACGGUUUUGAGCGUUAUAUACCGUUUACUACCUAUGGGACAAAUGGUGAUUGGGACAAGGCAAAUGAGUUUCUUAGAGAGCUUGAUAAUCCAUGUGGUGCAGUAACAGCAGUAGAUCCAAGAGACGACAACGGAUAUACUGCUCUUCACGUAGCAGUGUGGAAAGGGCAUCUGGAUGUGUUAGAAGCUAUUACCUAGUGUGUUAGAAGCUAGUGUGUUAGCUGUUAACUUCUUUUACACUUCUCCUGUCCCAUACUUCUUCUGAUUAGAUUUGAGGUUGUCCCUUUAAUUAAGGACAUCACCUUACUCAUUCUCUACAGUGGUUUAUCUUCCCUAGGAUUUUAGUUCACAUGGUGAUUAGGUUAAGAGCUUGAUCUGUUGGACUAUAGCUUGGGUUCUUACCUCUAUAUAUAGGUUGUAUCUUGUACAAGUUUUUAUAGGUUGUAUCUUG